AUGAGCAGCGACACCGAUGCAAAGUUGAGCGACGAGGAAGCUCUCUUGCUGGUUGUGGCCCACCGUGCCGAAGAAGCUGCUCGGCAGCUUCGACCUCCAGCCAAUUCCCAACCAGGAGAGGACGCAGAAAAAACGGGAGAAGCACAAGGAGGCGAGACAGACGAGGAAGAGGAUAACUUGAUGGAUAUUGUGGCCAAACGGGCGGACAAUGCUCGUCAGGAAAUUCUAAUUGAUGAAUCAGAGAACCAGGACUCAGCAUCAAAGGCCAAUGAGGCUGCUGAAGAUACCGUGGAAAAGACACUGGAUGGCGAGACACCGGGUGACGAGAAAGUGGAGACAGAAGAUGACUUGAUGGAUAUUGUGGCCAAACGGGCGGACAAUGCACGUCAGGAAAUUAUGAUGCAAGAGGAGUUGAGUCAAGAGCAGAACCAGAAAGCGCCGGAUCUCUCUUGCUCACAAACCAGUGGCACUGUCGAAGACAUUUCCGAAGAGACAUCCGAAGCAGAAAAAGGUCUGGGAGUACAACUAGUACAACAACAAGAAGCCCCAGAGGCGCCACAGAUGGAGGUCGAUGUACCGUUCACCAAUCCUGUCCGCCGUCAACAAGCCAGGACACCAGCCUCCCGGCCCGGAGCCUACGCCCUUGGACCCAAUCGGCCACCAACGCAGGAUCUGGAACCGCCAAUGCUGGUAGAAGAUAGUAGUGCCAGCAACAGUACCCUGUCAAAUAUUAAUGAUGGACUUGUGGAAGCAAGAAUGAUUCUCAAGAUUUGGAAGCCGCAACUCCAGUGA
Molecule: messenger RNA, 792 nt
Organism: Seminavis robusta
Lineage: Eukaryota; Bacillariophyta; Bacillariophyceae; Naviculales; Naviculaceae
Source: the annotation of a GenBank genome assembly